AGUUGCAUCAAAAUAGCACAAUGGAAAUUAUCUAUUUAACUUGAAACUGUUCUAGUUUCCAGUAUUUCCUUCACCUAAUGCUUUCUAUAUACUUUCAGAUGCUUCAGCAAGGUUCAUCUAAUGAUUACAUUCUUCUACCCUUUUUUUCAUCUCUUUUUGAUAAACUCUACAGAAUAAUUUUCUUGUACUUCAUGGUAUUGUUUGUUAUGUGGUAAUUAAGAGACACUUGAGCAUCAUCUGUACUUGGGACAUGAUUUGCUCUAACCAAGGGUGCAACUGGUUGUCAUGGAUCCUGCCUUUACUAGAAAAUAAUUACUCAAGACAGCACUAAUUUUCAUCUAUGUUAUCGCUGUAAUACAUUUUUCUCAUAGUCUGCCGAAUCAUAGAUAGACAUCUUUGCGGUAGGAUUCUUACUCCUUCAGUUGACAGAACUAUCCUAUUCUCACUUCUCGGGCGGCCAAUUUGUCUAUUUUCUUCCCCUGAGUUUAUCUCAUUUUCUUUAUUUUUUUUUCCCACUGUACCAGUUUAUAUCUCCUUGAAUGAUACAUUGGUAAAGAACUUGGAAUGCAUGUCCUUAGCCACCACUUUUUUUUACAGGAUGGAUUAGCAAAGUUGGAGGCCUUGCUGGCCAAGAAAGGCGAGGCAGAUGGUCGAUGCGCAAACACGGAAAUAUCAUCCAUCAUCAUUAAUGAUUUCCAGUCGAAGCUAGAAGCUGCACAGGCUGAAUUAGCAAGUGAAAGAGACAAGGCCGCGAAGGAAAUACAAAAACUUACAGCAGAAAACCGGAAACUUCAAUAUCGGAUCACUCAUCUAAUUAGUGCAGUGAAGGAUGCUGAUGCCAAAUUGACAACUUAAGUGGUGGUUUGCAACAUAAUCUCUUACCUUUUCUCUAUAGAU
This is a messenger RNA of Zingiber officinale, 897 nucleotides long. RefSeq lists its product as uncharacterized. The coding region runs from base 565 to 855 and encodes 96 amino acids. The record is from RefSeq and is a predicted model, not a curated record. The transcript is spliced from 3 exons. NCBI's taxonomy places the organism in Eukaryota, Viridiplantae, Streptophyta, Magnoliopsida, Zingiberales, Zingiberaceae.